Molecule: messenger RNA, 1167 nt
Organism: Vidua macroura (Pin-tailed whydah)
Lineage: Eukaryota; Metazoa; Chordata; Aves; Passeriformes; Viduidae
Gene: PHF5A
Product: PHD finger protein 5A
Exons: 4
Coding region: 1-561 (186 amino acids)
Biological process (GO): mRNA splicing, via spliceosome
Cellular component (GO): catalytic step 2 spliceosome; precatalytic spliceosome; U2 snRNP
Source: RefSeq, a predicted model, not a curated record
AUGAGGAUGGGGGGGGUCCCUUCCCCGCUUUUCUGGCCGCGGGGCGAGCGGGAGGCGCGCGCGCGUUACCGGCCGUCGGGCCCGCGCGCGGCCGUUAGGCCCGGCGGAGGCGGGGGAGGAGGAGGAGGAGGGGCAGCGCGCGCCACCCGCUCCUCCCUCCCUCUUUUGUGCUCCUUUUAUUUUCCUUUAUUUUCGGUGCCCCGCCGUGCGUUGUGGAUCCAGCAGCACUUGGGAGCAUCUUUCUGGCUGAGAGACAAAAGUUAUCUUCCGGGUUAUGCCUCAAUCGGAAGACUCUGUGAAAAAUGUGAUGGCAAGUGUGUGAUCUGUGACUCCUACGUGCGGCCCUGCACCCUGGUGCGCAUCUGCGACGAGUGUAACUACGGCUCCUACCAGGGCCGAUGUGUCAUCUGCGGGGGGCCCGGAGUGUCUGAUGCCUACUACUGCAAGGAGUGCACCAUCCAGGAAAAAGAUAGAGAUGGUUGCCCCAAGAUUGUCAACCUGGGCAGUUCCAAGACAGAUCUUUUCUAUGAAAGGAAAAAGUAUGGCUUCAAGAAGAGGUGAUCCUAUUCAUAUGUAGCUACCUCCUGUUGGGUUGGCAAGAGGGUCUUGGAACAUCUCUGGACUUUACUCUUACUGAAAACUGGUUGAUUAUUUUUUUCUAAAGCAAUAUAAAUUCAGUAAUAUACUUAGGAUUGGAGAAAUAACAGACUGAGUGGGGACUGAAACCUGAUGAGAACCAGUGAUGAGGGAGGGCAAAUGAAGAUCACUGUCUCUUGCUUUUGCAGAAGCUCUGCUAGUAGUUGCCCCAGCUCUCUAUACAAAGCAGAAUGGGCAAGCACUUACACAUAGAAGGAACCAUGUAAAAAUGGAAAGUGCUGUUUUUAGUGUGGAGAAACACCUUGAGGUUGUUCUUACUGGGCCUCCUCUCAAUUGUUUGAAAUUGCCCCAUCCAUCGGUGUUGAAGAACAAAACACCAAUCUGCUCCCCUCCUCCCUUCCUCCAGUAUAUUUCCAUGCUGCCUUGUUUUGUAGGGAAUCUGCUCAUGGUUGGUACCUUCCCAGGGAGCACAGCUGUUCCAUGUUUUCUUUGACAGAUAAAUCCAAGGCCAUUUCUUGUAACCAUUUCUGUAGGAUGCAUACCAAUAAAGCUUUUUCUUUUGGGUUUUUA